AUGGAUCCGAUCGUGCCUUCUCUGAAGACCUUUAUUGUGGAUUUUGCCUUUGGCCUGCUUGCGCGAGAGGUUUCAUUCUACUACGUUCACCGCGCCCUCCACCACCCCAGCAUCUACGUCUACAUCCACAAGAUGCACCACAAAUAUAUCACUCCCGUCGCUUUUGCAGCAGAGUACGCGCAUCCGGUCGAGCAUCUUUUUGCCAAUGUUUUGCCAAUUACGCUCCCGCUGUAUCUCAAAGGCGCACACUUCCUGUCUAUCACGGCCUUUGGCAUCUUCGAGCUGUGGGAAGCAGCAGCGGACCAUAGCGGUUAUGACUUUCUAAAACUGCCACCGGCGGAACUGCAUGAUCUGCACCACGAGAAGUUUCGUGUCAACUAUGGCACUAUCGGCUUGAUGGACUGGAUUCAUGGGACUGACGUGGUGGGAUGGGAUCGGCCGGAGGCGAAGAAGGUGAAGAUCACGGAAUGA
Penicillium coprophilum is the source of this 471-nucleotide messenger RNA. Its product is annotated as sterol desaturase family protein. The transcript has a single exon. The record is from RefSeq and is a predicted model, not a curated record. Gene Ontology annotation, molecular function: C-4 methylsterol oxidase activity; iron ion binding. Gene Ontology annotation, biological process: ergosterol biosynthetic process. The coding region runs from base 1 to 471 and encodes 156 amino acids. Lineage: Eukaryota; Fungi; Ascomycota; Eurotiomycetes; Eurotiales; Aspergillaceae.